This is a messenger RNA of Thalassophryne amazonica, 1821 nucleotides long. RefSeq names its product NK3 homeobox 2 (gene nkx3-2). NCBI's taxonomy places the organism in Eukaryota, Metazoa, Chordata, Actinopteri, Batrachoidiformes, Batrachoididae. The transcript has 2 exons. Bases 349 to 1137 code for a protein of 262 amino acids. Gene Ontology annotation, cellular component: nucleus. Gene Ontology annotation, molecular function: DNA-binding transcription factor activity, RNA polymerase II-specific; RNA polymerase II cis-regulatory region sequence-specific DNA binding. The record is from RefSeq and is a predicted model, not a curated record. Gene Ontology annotation, biological process: cell differentiation; regulation of transcription by RNA polymerase II.
AUGCAGUAUGACGUCAUUUACAGUGACCAAUCACUUGACUGGUUUCCAUCGUCCUCGUCCAAUAAGACGCGACGAGGAGUGCAUGUCAGUCACAGGUGAGGGUGGAUGGAAAAAAAAAUGGGUGAAAAGGGCCGGAGGUUGGAGCUGCCCAGGCUGAUGGCACAGUUAUGCGGAGCAGCAGCUUCGUGCCUGCAGAUGUGCGAGCAACUUUUCACGGCUUCUUCCGCGGGGAUGCGACCAAAACGCGACACCGGAGGGAAACUUUAAGCGGUGGGAACGUUCUAAAAUGCGGAUGAACUGACAUUCCGCCUUAUUACUCAACUUGAAGACUGAAAAACUUGGUGAAAAAUGGCCGUGCGUGGCAACUCUCUGAUGCCUUUCUCGAUCCAAGCCAUCCUGAACAAAAAGGACGACGGUCGACACUUGCCAGAUUUGGAUGUGUGCUUCUCUAAGACUGCGUGUUGGAAAAUAUUCGGGGGAUCGAGGACAGAAGACGGGGAGGCUUGUGAGCCGACGGACCAGAAAAGCUACGACUCGGAUUCGGGACUCAGCGAUGACAACGACGGCAAGACUCCGCCUGAUGUGUGCAAGUCUGAGAAGGACGGGGAUCUCGCAUCCGACGUUCCGGAGGAAAGCCUGCAGGAGGAAACGGACCACGAGUCUGCAGCGGCGGAAAACGCAAAAAGCGACAAUGAGCGCAAUAAUUCCACCGAAUCCUGCGCCAUGGACGACAAGAGUCUGGAUCAGCCCAAACAGAGAAAAAAGCGCUCCAGGGCCGCUUUCUCCCACGCGCAGGUUUUUGAACUGGAGCGCCGCUUCAACCACCAGCGGUACCUGUCCGGACCGGAGCGGGCUGACCUGGCGGCCUCCCUGAAGCUCACAGAGACUCAGGUCAAGAUCUGGUUCCAGAACCGCAGGUACAAGACGAAACGUCGCCAGAUGGCCGCCGAUCUGAUGGCGUCAACUCCGGCGGCCAAGAAGGUGGCGGUGAAGGUUUUGGUGCGGGACGAUCAGAGACAGUACGGCCCCGGAGAGAUUCUGCGGCCCCCGCUGCUCUCCCUGCAGCCGUCCUACUAUUACCCGUACGCUUACUGCCUCCCUGCGUGGACACUGUCUGCGUGCGCAGGGAACCAGUGACUGUAUUUAUUCUUUUUAUAUAUAUAUUUUAUUCUCGUUAUCCGGGGAAAUCCAAUGACCUAAAGUCUCUUUUCCCACCCCCUGACAAUAGGACCUGAGGGAACUGAAUGCGCUCAGCGCCUCAAACUGAACAGCCUCAUCCAAACCAGUGGGUUCCACAUAUUUUAUAUAUAUUUUCAGUGUUCUGAAAUAAUUAAAGUGACUCCUCACUCACUUUGUUAAAAGAUCUGUCCGGAGGAUUCCCUUUCAAUAAGAACCUUGUCAUAAUUUAGACUGUAAAAUUGCGAGAAAUCAGACCUCCUAAUACUGUGUAUGUUAGCCUGGAGUGUAUCACAAGUUUUUUUUUUCGCCUGGGGCCCUUAAAAAAAGCGAAGCCCCUUGGACCUUCUAGUACGGGUGACUGAAAAUGUCGCCCUGUGUUGGUUUGUAUUUGACAUGCGCCUUCCUACCUCUGCAGUGAUUGGAAAUAGGUUUUGACUUAAAUUACUGUCUCUUCUAAAUGUAUUUUUUUUCCCUGUUUCUAAAGGUAAACUAUUUCAGCACUUUUAAGCAUAUUCAUUACAUUAUUUCAAUAUGUGGACAGACUGAAAAGAGGCGGUUUGUUGUGUUGUUGGCCUGUCGGUGUGCAGGCAGACAGACCAGCUCGUGUUGUGCAUGUAUUUGUGUUUACUGACUGAUUUAGAU